UCCUGACCCGCGCUGCGCAAAGGCAGCUGCCUCCUCGCCCCUCGGUUCGCGUAGGUUGCUAGGCCAGCCCCGGACCCGCCCGCCUCCCUGACUGGCGUCCGCGCCUCCCAGCCAGGCCCUGCCUCUCACCUUGGCACAUCACCAGGGCGACGGGGGACUGCGGGGGCGCCGGAGCCUGGCGCGCGCUUCGCGUCGCGCGCUUCGGGUCGCGCGCUUCGGGUCGCCCUAGGCCGCUGCAGCCUGACGCAGGGCACGUCGCGGCCGGCGGGCGGCGCGGCCCGGACCUUUGCCCACGUAGGCGCGGCCGGAAGUUCCCGGGGCCGGCAACAUGGCUGCCUCCGCGUCCGGCCUCGGCGGUGGCGGCGGCGGCGGCGGCGGCGGCGGCGUGCUCUCGGGCCCCGAGGCCGGGGACUUCCUGGCGCGGUACCGGCUGGUGUCGAACAAGCUGAAGAAGCGUUUCCUGCGGAAGCCGAACGUGGCCGAGGCCGGCGAGCAGUUCGGCCAGUUGGGCCGCGAGCUGCGUGCCCAGGAGUGUCUGCCGUACGCAGCCUGGUGCCAGCUGGCCGUGGCGCGGUGCCAGCAGGCGCUCUUCCACGGGCCUGGGGAGGCGCUGGCCCUCACGGAGGCCGCGCGCCUCUUUCUGCGGCAGGAGUGCGACGCGCGUCAGCGCCUGGUGUGCCCCGCCGCCUACGGCGAGCCGCUGCAGGCGGCCGCCAGCGCCCUGGGCGCCGCCGUGCGCCUGCACCUGGAGCUGGGCCAGCCGGCCGCCGCCGCCGCUCUGUGCCUGGAGCUGGCCGCCGCCCUGCGGGACCUGGGCCAGCCGGCCGCCGCAGCCGGCCACUUUCAGCGCGCCGCCCAGCUGCAGCUGCCCCUGCUGCCCCUGGCCGCGCUGCAGGCGCUGGGCGACGCCGCCUCCUGCCAGCUUCUGGCGCGCGACUACAAUGGCGCCCUGGCGCUGUUCACGCGCAUGCAGCGCCUGGCGCGGGAGCACGGCAGCCACCCGGUGCAGCCGCCGCUCCCGCCCCCGCCACAGCAGACCCCGCUGGCCCCGGCACAGUCGCAGGCCCCGCCCCCGGGGCCCCAGCCCGGACCCGGCGCGACCCCAGCGACGUCCCCCUCGCCGCUCCCCGCCAACCCGGGCUCUGGCGCGCCCUCUCCCGUCGCCCUGGGCGCCUUCUCCGAGGUGCUGGUGCGCUGCGAGGUGUCCCGUGUGCUGCUGCUGCUGCUCCUCCAGCCACCUCCCGCCAAGCUGCUGCCCGAGCACGCCCAGACUCUGGAGAAGUACUCCUGGGAGGCUUUUGACAGCCACGGGCAGGAGAGCAGUGGCCAGCUUCCCGAGGAACUCUUUCUGCUGCUGCAGUCCUUGGUCAUGGCUACCCAUGAAAAGGACAUAGAAGCUGUCAAGUCACUGCAGGUGGAGAUGUGGCCUCUGUUGACUGCUGAGCAGAACCACCUCCUUCACCUCGUUCUGCAAGAAACCAUCUUCCCCUCAGGACAGGGGAUCUGAUAAAUCACAUUAACCAAAGACCUUUUUGCCUGGUACACAACCUCAUUCAUCCACCUUUGCACAUAGGGAGAAAUAAAAGUCUUUGAUCCAGGUUCUGCAUUUCCUGUCAUUCAUAUUGCCACCGAGGUAUUUGUGCUGCUUUGCCUAGAUUAUUUCACUUAACAUAAUGUCCCUUACCCAUAUUGCCACAAAUGACAGGAUUUCAUUGUUUUGAAGGAUGAAUAGUAUUACAUUGUGAAUUUGUACCCCAAUUUGUUUAUCCACUCAUCAGGCAAUGCAUUUGUAAGUUGAUUCGGUUUCUUGGCUAUUGUAAAUAAUGCUUUAAUAAACUUGGUAG
Messenger RNA from Sciurus carolinensis (gray squirrel), 1844 nucleotides. Its product is annotated as 40-kDa huntingtin-associated protein-like. NCBI's taxonomy places the organism in Eukaryota, Metazoa, Chordata, Mammalia, Rodentia, Sciuridae. Gene Ontology annotation, molecular function: protein binding. The record is from RefSeq and is a predicted model, not a curated record. Gene Ontology annotation, biological process: vesicle cytoskeletal trafficking. Gene Ontology annotation, cellular component: early endosome. The transcript has a single exon. The coding region runs from base 329 to 1507 and encodes 392 amino acids.